AACAAGGCAGCGCUGUUAUUAAACAUUAAUAUUAAAGAUUCAUGUUGAAGGAGCAGGAGCUCCGCCCACACCCAUACCGUGUUCCCGGUAACCCUGGGGAUGUUGGUGUGAAUCAGUUCCCCAUCUGUCUGGGAGUGCGGGGCUCUGCCUGAACCGCACGCCCGGAGGAGGAGCCUGCUUUUCGGGAAGGAGGAAGGGGAUCAGUUCCCGGGGAGAGCGGGAGCCCCCGGGACCAGGACAUGCGCUGUGUAAUAGCGGAUUAGAGCCGCCGUUUCCAGCGCAGCGGAGACGGACAGGGACCGGGAGGAGGCGAUGGACUGGAGCGGGCUCUGGAGCACCAUCCGCCGCUGGUGUGUUGGAGAAGAGAACUGGGUGGAUAGUCGGACAGUUUACAUUGGACAUCGUGAACCCCCUCCAGGCACAGACGCUUACAUUGUACAAAAAUAUCCCGAUAACAGGAUUGUGUCUUCAAAGUAUACUUUCUGGAACUUCAUUCCUAAGAACUUGUUUGAACAGUUCAGAAGAAUUGCUAACUUCUAUUUUCUGAUCAUAUUCCUUGUGCAGGGAUAUGAGGAUUGGCUUCGGCAUAAAGCAGACAACGCAGUAAAUAACUGUCCUGUUCACGUCAUCCAGGAUGGCAAAGUAGUUCAAAAACAGAGCAGAAAAUUGCAGGUUGGAGACAUUGUAAUGACCAAGGAGAAUGAAACUUUUCCAUGUGACAUGGUCUUCUUGUCUUCGAGCAGUGAUGAUGGAACAUGUUUUGUCACUACAGCCAGCCUAGAUGGUGAAUCAAGUACUAAGACUUAUCAAGCUGUUCAAGAUACGAAAGCUUUGCGAACUGAGGCAGAAGUGGACACCUUGAAUGCCAGCAUUGAAUGUGAACAGCCGCAGCCUGAUCUUUACAAUUUUGUUGGCCGGAUCAAUAUUUACCAUGAGACAGAGGAACCCAUUGCAAGGCCGUUGGGAUCAGAGAAUGUGCUGCUGAGGGGAGCAACAUUAAAAAAUACCCAAAGUAUUUAUGGUGUGGCGAUAUACACUGGUAUGGAAACUAAGAUGGCAUUAAAUUACCAAUCCAAGUCACAGAAACGUUCAGCUGUAGAAAAAUCAAUGAAUAUGUUCCUGAUUGUAUACUUGUGCAUAUUGAUUAGUAAAGCUUUGAUAACUACAAUCCUGAAAUACUUGUGGCAAAGUGACUCUGUUCGGGAUGAGCCUUGGUUUAACAUAAAAACACAAGCAGAACGGCAAAGAAAUAAGUUCCUGUCAUCAUUCACGGAUUUUUUGGCUUUUAUGGUCCUUUUCAAUUAUAUCAUCCCGGUCUCCAUGUAUGUCACUGUAGAAAUGCAAAAGUUUCUUGGCUCCUAUUUCAUUUCUUGGGAUGAGGAGAUGUUUGACGAUGAAAUCUGCGAAGGGCCAAUUGUCAACACGUCGGACCUGAAUGAAGAGUUGGGGCAGGUUGAAUAUGUUUUUACAGACAAAACAGGAACCCUGACUGAGAAUAACAUGGAGUUUAUUGAGUGCUGCAUCGAUGGUCAUGUCCAUGUUCAGCACUCCAUAUCUAAUGGCCAGAGCUUUUACAGCAAUGCAGCGAUCGAUUUCAUUGAUGCCCCUACUGGAAUAGCUGAUCAGGAAAGAAAGGAGCUGUUUUUCCGUGCACUGUGCCUUUGCCACACAGUCCAAGUUAAGAGAGAAGACGAGACUGAUUAUCAGAAGCAACACCAAGAUGGGAGAUCCUCAGUUUACAUUUCCUCUUCACCAGAUGAGAUUGCUCUGGUUGAAGGUGUAAAGAGACUUGGCUUCACAUUCCUGCAAGUAAAAGACAAUUUUAUGGAACUUGAGAACCCAGAGGCUGAAAUUGAAAGAUAUGAAUUACUCCAAAUAUUGAAUUUUGACUCAGUGAGACGCCGUAUGAGUGUCAUUGUUAGAUCCGUAACAGGAGAAAUAAUCUUGUUCUGUAAAGGAGCUGAUUUAUCCAUUUUCCCCAGAGUGAAGGCAGGGAAGUUGGACCUGGUCAGACAAAGAGUUCAGCAAAAUGCAGUGGUAUGUUGAGGCAGUUUUGAAUGUUGACUUCAGUCUUUUUUAACAUGGUUCCUAAUGUCUCCAUAUUUUCUCUGCCUUAAAUCUUGAAACUAUUCUAUAGGUUUAAAUGGUAUGUAUUGAAGAAAAGAAUGAUUGAUUAAUGCAAAUUUGUCUCCAUGAGGCUGUCAAUUGAUAAUUUUGUUUUGAAGUGGUGGUAAUCCACAUAUGGCCUAGACAGCUGUACUCUUAAAGGUUAUUUUAUGUAUUUGUUUGGACUCCAGGGAUUCAUUCCUAGACCAGCAGGUUCCAGCUUUUAAUCA
Messenger RNA from Rhincodon typus (whale shark), 2336 nucleotides. RefSeq names its product phospholipid-transporting ATPase IH. Gene Ontology annotation, molecular function: ATPase-coupled intramembrane lipid carrier activity; ATP binding; ATP hydrolysis activity. The record is from RefSeq and is a predicted model, not a curated record. Gene Ontology annotation, biological process: phospholipid translocation. The transcript is spliced from 16 exons. NCBI's taxonomy places the organism in Eukaryota, Metazoa, Chordata, Chondrichthyes, Orectolobiformes, Rhincodontidae. Gene Ontology annotation, cellular component: endoplasmic reticulum; trans-Golgi network; plasma membrane. The coding region runs from base 313 to 2046 and encodes 577 amino acids.